CGGUCCCGCUCGGCGCCCGGCGGGGUCCCCGCAGCUCGGCCGCGGAGGGAGGCGAUGCCGACCCAGAGAGACAGCGGCACCAUGUCCCACACGGUCGCGGGCGGCGGCGGCGGCGACCAUUCUCACCAGGUCCGAGUGAAGGCUUACUACCGCGGAGAUAUCAUGAUAACACAUUUUGAACCUUCCAUAUCCUUUGAAGGGCUUUGCAGUGAGGUUCGAGACAUGUGUUCUUUCGACAAUGAACAGCUUUUCACCAUGAAAUGGAUAGAUGAGGAAGGAGACCCAUGUACAGUUUCAUCGCAAUUGGAAUUAGAAGAAGCCUUUAGACUUUAUGAACUAAACAAGGAUUCUGAGCUCUUGAUUCAUGUAUUCCCUUGUGUACCAGAACGUCCUGGAAUGCCUUGUCCAGGAGAAGACAAAUCCAUCUAUCGGAGAGGCGCACGCCGCUGGAGAAAGCUUUAUUGUGCAAAUGGCCAUACCUUUCAAGCCAAGAGGUUCAACAGGCGUGCUCACUGUGCCAUCUGCACAGACCGAAUAUGGGGACUUGGCCGCCAAGGAUAUAAGUGCAUCAACUGCAAACUUCUGGUUCAUAAGAAGUGCCACAAACUCGUCACAAUUGAAUGUGGACGACAUUCUUUGCCACCGGAACCGAUUAUGCCCAUGGACCAGUCCAUGCAUUCAGACCAUCCUCAGCCAGUAAUUCCAUAUAAUCCCUCAAGUCAUGAGAGUUUGGACCAAGUUGGUGAAGAAAAGGAGGCAAUGAACACUAGGGAAAGUGGCAAAGCUUCUUCCAGUUUGGGUCUUCAAGAUUUUGAUUUGCUCCGGGUAAUUGGAAGAGGAAGCUAUGCCAAAGUGCUAUUGGUUCGAUUGAAAAAGACGGAUCGUAUUUAUGCAAUGAAAGUUGUGAAAAAAGAACUUGUCAAUGAUGAUGAGGAUAUUGACUGGGUACAAACAGAGAAGCAUGUUUUUGAGCAAGCAUCAAAUCAUCCCUUUCUGGUUGGGCUGCAUUCUUGCUUUCAGACGGAAAGCAGGUUGUUCUUUGUUAUUGAGUAUGUAAAUGGAGGAGAUCUAAUGUUUCAUAUGCAGCGACAACGUAAACUUCCUGAAGAACAUGCCAGAUUUUACUCUGCAGAAAUCAGUCUAGCAUUAAAUUAUCUUCAUGAGCGAGGCAUAAUUUAUAGAGAUUUGAAACUGGACAAUGUAUUACUGGACUCUGAAGGGCACAUUAAACUCACUGACUAUGGCAUGUGUAAGGAGGGAUUACGUCCAGGAGAUACAACUAGCACCUUCUGUGGCACUCCUAAUUACAUUGCUCCUGAAAUUUUAAGAGGAGAAGAUUAUGGUUUCAGUGUCGACUGGUGGGCUCUUGGAGUAUUGAUGUUUGAGAUGAUGGCAGGAAGAUCUCCAUUUGAUAUUGUUGGGAGCUCUGAUAACCCUGAUCAAAACACAGAGGAUUAUCUCUUCCAAGUUAUUUUGGAAAAACAAAUACGUAUACCACGUUCUCUGUCUGUAAAAGCUGCAAGUGUCCUGAAGAGUUUCCUCAACAAGGAUCCAAAGGAACGAUUGGGUUGUCAUCCUCAAACAGGAUUUGCUGAUAUUCAGGGCCACCCAUUCUUCCGAAACGUAGAUUGGGAUAUGAUGGAGCAAAAGCAGGUGGUGCCUCCUUUUAAACCGAAUAUUUCUGGGGAGUUUGGUUUAGACAACUUUGAUUCUCAGUUUACCAAUGAACCUGUCCAGCUCACACCAGAUGAUGAUGACAUUGUGAGGAAAAUCGACCAGUCUGAAUUUGAAGGUUUCGAGUACAUCAAUCCGCUGUUGAUGUCUGCAGAAGAAUGUGUCUAAUUUUCAGUUCCCAACUCUGCAUUCUGCUCAUGUUGCCAUUUACUGCAUGGAUAAACUUGCUGCCAACCUGGACACAAUUCACCUUUUUAUAUUUGCCACUUACCAAGAACAAAACAAAAGAAAAAAAACAGUACCUUCUGUUGUAAGAGCCAAUUAUUACAUCU
This is a messenger RNA of Ochotona curzoniae (black-lipped pika), 2006 nucleotides long. RefSeq names its product protein kinase C iota (gene PRKCI). Bases 55 to 1842 code for a protein of 595 amino acids. The record is from RefSeq and is a predicted model, not a curated record. NCBI's taxonomy places the organism in Eukaryota, Metazoa, Chordata, Mammalia, Lagomorpha, Ochotonidae. Gene Ontology annotation, molecular function: protein binding; diacylglycerol-dependent serine/threonine kinase activity; ATP binding. Gene Ontology annotation, biological process: protein phosphorylation. The transcript has 18 exons.